AUGGCGAGCAUGAGAUAUUUUGACAUCGAAGGAGCUGAGAUUCUGUGGCCGGGGACGGCCGAGGCACCAAAUGGCGGGGCGCCGGCGUGGCCGGGGCUAGUCUUCCCAGGCGUCGUGCUCGCCGACUUUCCAAGCGUCCUGUAUCGACACCUCUCAUUGAUUAUGGAACAGCGCAAACCUCCAGAAUACUUGAUUGAGGUUUUUGCAGAUCCGACAUGUAUCAAGGACGUAGUUCGCGAACCUGAACUCGAAACUUUGAUCGACACUCGAGUUGGUCAGCUGGUUAGGCAGUUGAACUCCACGUCGUCCCCCAAAAGCAGCAUUCGCGGGACUCUGACUGUCCAUUUCUUCGAGAAGAAGAGACGGAAAGGAAGCAGUGGACUAGGCUGGUUCACGACAGCAAAAGGGGAUGAAGAGAUAUGCUGGGAGAAAUGGACCUUAGAAGUCACCCUUGCGACACCAAGGACAGAAGACGAACGUAUAAAGGUCAUGAGGGCUAUUGGAUCGUCACUGCAGAAGACGGCAAUGAAUAUUGUGACCAUUGUCAAUCGUGACAAGGAACACAUCCCUCUAAUUACUACCUACGAGUCAAAUCCAUUCCCAUAUAGCAUUGAUAUCAAUCCACGUGUGGAGGGCUGGGGCAAGGGUAUCGGCAUGUUUUGA
Molecule: messenger RNA, 663 nt
Organism: Bacidia gigantensis
Lineage: Eukaryota; Fungi; Ascomycota; Lecanoromycetes; Lecanorales; Ramalinaceae
Exons: 3
Coding region: 1-663 (220 amino acids)
Biological process (GO): autophagosome assembly; autophagy
Cellular component (GO): phagophore assembly site
Source: RefSeq, a predicted model, not a curated record